UUUUCUGCAGAGAAGACAGAGAUGGCAGAGAACCAGAGCAAUGGAAAAGGGAGUCUGAAGACUUUUGAUGCUCACGUUCCAGAGAUCAAGUUCACCAAGCUCUUCAUCAAUGGCGAGUUCGUCGACUCUGUCAAAGGGAGGACCUUCGAGACGAUAGAUCCAAGAAAUGGACAAGUGACGGCAAGAGUUGCGGAGGGAGACAAAGAGGACGUGGACUUGGCUGUGAAAGCCGCCCGCCAAGCAUUUGACCAUGGCCCUUGGCCACGGAUGCCCGGCUACCAAAGAGGAAGGAUCAUGUCGAAAUUCUCAGACUUGAUCGAAGAGAACAUAGAAGAACUGGCUGCUCUAGACGCUAUCGAUGCCGGGAAGAUAUUCAGCAUCGGCAAGGCCAUGGACAUCCCUCACGCUGCCACAUUGCUCAGGUACUAUGCCGGCGCAGCGGACAAGAUCCAUGGCGAGGUACUGAAGAUGUCGCGUGAGCUUCAUGGGUACACGCUGCGGGAGCCGGUCGGCGUGGUCGGGCACAUCAUCCCUUGGAACUUCCCGACCACCAUGUUCUUUAUGAAGGUCGCCCCGGCACUAGCGGCUGGUUGCACGAUGGUCCUGAAGCCCGCUGAGCAAACCCCUCUAUCGGCUCUCUUUUAUGCUCAUUUGGCUAAGAAGGCUGGUGUUCCCGAUGGAGUGAUUAAUGUUGUAACCGGUUUUGGAUCGACGGCCGGUGCGGCGAUAAGUAGUCAUAUGGACAUUGAUAUGGUUAGUUUUACGGGGUCUACAGAAGUGGGACGCAUCGUGAUGCAGGCCGCGGCAACGAGCAAUUUGAAGCAUGUGUCACUCGAAUUGGGCGGGAAAUCGCCUCUCAUAAUCUUUGAUGAUGCCGAUUUAGAUACUGCUACCGAUCUUGCUCUAACUGGUAUCCUCUUUAACAAGGGAGAAAUAUGCGUUGCGGGCUCUCGUGUCUAUGUUCAGGAAGGGAUCUAUGAAGAGUUUGAGAAGAAGCUAGUCGCGAAGGCGAAGGCUUGGUUGGUCGGCGAUCCGUUUGACCCGAAUGUCCGUCAAGGACCGCAGGUCGACAAGAAACAGUUUGAGAGGAUACUUUCUUACAUUGAGCAUGGAAAGAGAGAAGGAGCGACGCUUUUGACCGGCGGCGAGCGUCUGGGCACCAAAGGGUACUACAUUCAGCCAACAAUCUUCACAAAUGUUAAGGAGGACAACGUGAUCGUGAAGGACGAGAUUUUCGGCCCCGUCAUGUCGCUCAUGAAAUUCAAGACUGUGGAGGAGGCGAUCAAGAGGGCCAACGAUACGAGGUACGGUCUAGCUGCGGGGGUUCUGACGAAGAACAUAGAUCUGGCGAACACGGUCUCGAGGUCAAUCCGAGCGGGCGUGAUUUGGAUAAACUGCUACUUUGCGUUCGACAACGAUUGUCCUUACGGUGGCUACAAGAUGAGUGGCUUCGGGAGAGACUUCGGCUUGGAUGCUCUCCACAAAUACCUACAUGUCAAAUCUGUUGUGACCCCGAUUUACAAUUCUCCCUGGCUUUGAGAGAACACUGGAGGGAAAAGAACUUUGCAUCAUGCGGUGACUCAAAUAAUGUUGUAAUUCAGAAUUACGAGUUUAAUUUUACAACAAACAGAAUUCACACGAUGUUAAGGGUUUCUA
Messenger RNA from Rhodamnia argentea, 1656 nucleotides. RefSeq names its product aldehyde dehydrogenase family 2 member C4-like. Gene Ontology annotation, molecular function: aldehyde dehydrogenase (NAD+) activity. The record is from RefSeq and is a predicted model, not a curated record. The transcript is spliced from 10 exons. NCBI's taxonomy places the organism in Eukaryota, Viridiplantae, Streptophyta, Magnoliopsida, Myrtales, Myrtaceae. The coding region runs from base 22 to 1539 and encodes 505 amino acids.